UCCUCACGCCUCUCUCCCCUCCACUCCAGCAGUUUUCUUGCCUAGUAGGGAGGACCCGCCUUGAGUGCUCAAACUCUGGCGAUGUUUCUUUCCUUCCGACUCUGGGCACGAAGGUUUGAGUCUCCUGGCGGCCGGCGCGUCAGCCUGGAGAUCGUUGCGCUGCUGCCGCGGGAUCCGCGAUGUCCGUGCGCGGAGCGCACGCGGGCGCGCGGCCUGCCCCGAGAGGCGGGGUGUGACCGGAGGGUUUAGAUAGGAGGCGCCGACGGUGAGGAACACCCUCGCUUCCGUGGAGCUGCCUCUGCAGCGCAGCCUCCCGUCCGGAGCCGCGCGCGGAGCUGCGAGGGGUUCCCACACGCAGACGCCGGGGCCCUGGCCCUCCCGCAGCCUCGCUCCUGUCCGCCGCGCUGCCCGCCAUGCGGCCGCCGCCCUACCGCUGUCACAACACCACCUCGGUGGAGAAGGGCAACUCGGCGACAAUGGGCGGGGUGCUCUUCAGCGCGGGCCUCCUGGGCAACCUGCUGGCCCUCGGGCUGCUGGCGCGCUCGGGGCUGGGGUCGUGCCCGCCGCGCCCGCCGCCCUCGGUCUUCUACGUGCUGGUGUGCGGCCUGACGAUCACAGACUUGCUGGGCAAAUCCCUCGUGAGCCCCUUCGUGCUGGCCGCCUACGCGCAGAACCGGAGCCUGUGGGGACUGGCGCCCGCGUCGGGCAGCUCCCUGUGCCAAGCCUACGCCUUCUUCAUGUCCUUCUUUGGGCUUGCCUCGACGCUGCAGCUCCUGGCCAUGGCCCUGGAGUGCUGGCUGUCCUUGGGACACCCCUUUUUCUACCGACGGCACAUCACCCUGCGCCGCGGCGCGCUCGUGGCGCCGGUCGUGGGCGCCUUCUGUCUGGCUUUCUGCGCGCUGCCCUUCGUGGGCUUCGGGAAGUUCGUGCAGUACUGUCCCGGCACCUGGUGCUUCAUCCAGAUGGUGCACGAGGAGCGUUCGUUGUCUGUGCUGGGCUACUCGGUGCUCUACGCCAGCCUCAUGGCGCUGCUGGUCCUCGCCAUCGUGCUGUGCAACUUGAGCGCCAUGCGCAACCUCUACGAGAUGCACCGGCGGCUGCGGCGGCGCCCGCGCUGCGGCACUCCGGGCCGCGUCGAGCCGGGGCCCUACGACCGGGAGGCGGCCGCGCAGCCCCUGGAGGAGCUGGACCACCUGCUGCUGCUGGCCCUCAUGACCGUGCUUUUCACUAUGUGCUCCCUGCCUUUAAUAUAUCGUGCUUACUAUGGAGCAUUUAAAACUGUCCAUGAGAUAGAUGGAAACUCUGAAGAAAUGGAAGACCUCCGAGCCUUGCGUUUUCUGUCUGUAAUCUCCAUUGUGGACCCUUGGAUUUUCAUAAUUUUCAGAACAUCAGUAUUUCGGAUGUUUUUUCACAAGAUUUUCAUAAGGCCUCUUACGUACAGAAAUUGGCCCAACAAUUCCUGCCGAACUAACAUGGAGUCCAGUCUGUGACACUGUUUUACUACCCAGUCUCCGAUCCUUUGCAGGAGGGAUCUAUGCUUCUUUGAAAUACAGGGAUGUAUGACUUACCAGAGAAUCAUGUUUACUGCGUUUGGCUGCGUGAGGCAACAGGGUAUUCAACACAGAGUAAAGCCCACCCAGGACUCAGUCAACCUCAUUCGAGGGUAGGUGGUAACAACAACCUUAACAUCUACCUAUUAACAGCCAUAUUCUGCUCUUUGUGGAAACUGUGAGAUCAUGUUGAGGUUCCUGAGAGCUGUGCUUUCAAACCUAGAGCAGGAUGUGGCUCAAAUGGAGCACAACCAAGCACUUUAAUCGUACAUUUACAUGUUUACAAAGGUUUACAACACUAUGGCCAAAAGGGAGAAGAGGGGAAAAUACAGCUGCAGCUAAUAAACCAAACAAGAAACUCUAAGCCCAGUUUGUAGGUAAGAACUUCCACCUUUGGUAAAAGAACAUAUGGGGAAUAUUAGUUUUCAUCCGCUCUGGGGUCCCUUUGUACUCCAACACACUCAGACUCUGAGCUGGAGAGCUGGUACAUUUGAAUAGUCCCAGGACCCCUACUCAGCCAUCCCUUCCAAAGAUAAGAAUAUUUGCCUUAUUUCCAGCUUAGCAGCAACCCCACUGAAAACCCCAGAGAGCAAACCUCUGGUUUGUCUCAGAAAUAUAUUAACUUGGAUAUAUGUGUGUGUGUGUUUGUGUGUGGCAUAGCAAAACUGUGAAAUGGCCAAAUCAGGAAUAUACAAGCUGUAAUUUAGAGUAUCACAUGAUAAAAAGUGCAUUUGUUUUCAAGUUUAACUUUCACUUGUAUAUUUAAUGUGUAAAUAUAAUAUGUGUUGUAUUGUCAGAGGAAGUACCCCUUUUUGUGUGUGUUUUCCUUUUGGAAGGUUAACUAUGGUAACUAUCAAGCUAUCAAAUGAAUCAAUAAAAACAAUUUUAUAGUAUUGCGCAGAGGAAGUUUCUUUAAAUGAAAGAAACGUGUUUAGCUUUCUUUUCUGAAUGAACAGUUGCCAGUAGUAUUUCAUUCUCUAGCGGCUUAACAGUGUGAAUUUUUAAUGUGUGAACUUUUAUAUGCUCUUCUAUUCACAUUUCUAUUACUCUAAACAAAGCUACUCUAAAGAGU
Mustela erminea (ermine) is the source of this 2622-nucleotide messenger RNA. RefSeq names its product prostaglandin D2 receptor (gene PTGDR). The record is from RefSeq and is a predicted model, not a curated record. Bases 414 to 1490 code for a protein of 358 amino acids. Gene Ontology annotation, cellular component: plasma membrane. Gene Ontology annotation, molecular function: prostaglandin D receptor activity. NCBI's taxonomy places the organism in Eukaryota, Metazoa, Chordata, Mammalia, Carnivora, Mustelidae. The transcript has 3 exons. Gene Ontology annotation, biological process: positive regulation of cytosolic calcium ion concentration; G protein-coupled receptor signaling pathway; inflammatory response.